Messenger RNA from Ilex paraguariensis (yerba mate), 414 nucleotides. The record is from the annotation of a GenBank genome assembly. Lineage: Eukaryota; Viridiplantae; Streptophyta; Magnoliopsida; Aquifoliales; Aquifoliaceae.
AUGCAUUCACUCUCAUAUAUAUAUGCUGCUAUUGUGGGACUACAAGCUUGCACCUCAGAUAUAUCUGUUCUGAUCGAUCUAGAAACCAUUGUUUUGCCGGAGGUCAUUUCCAUUUUGAAUCAAGCUUACAAACUUGAUCAUGACUGGCUCCUUGUUUCUUCAUCACGUUAUGUUUCCGACUUCCCAUUUCACUUGGAUGCAGAUGGGAAACAUUGGCAGGCAGAUGACGGUGCAAUGAUCAGAAACAUAGAGUUGCAGGACAUACUUGUUCAAACUUGGCAGUGGAAACGUUGUGAACCGAGGAUGCUUCUGGCAUGGAACAAUGGAGAUCAUCCUUUACAUACUGGAGUCCUGCCUCCUUUCUUGCACGGAAAGGGGCUCCACAACCACUUAUUGUAUAAGCGCUUAUGUUAA